UAAAUUCUAAAUGGUUAAGUGUUAAAUGACACGAUACAUCAUUUGGGUUUUCUCCUAUCAAAUUCGCUCAAGGACGUCUGAACAAGAUGACACGGGUACUGGAGCUUAUCGCCCGAGAUAGACAACAUAAAACCGGUUAUAUAUGCAGCACGCCUUACGCCGUCACACAUGCCGGUUUGAGAGUGGGACUACAGAUGUGCGCCAUGCGAUAAGUUAAAAUUCUUUAUACAAGCCAAACUACUGCAGUCGUAGAUCUGAAAAAAGAUGCCGUGUUUGUCCUCUGAAGCCAACCUCAUGACGCUGAAGGCACUGCUGAUAUUCCUGUCGCAAGGGGUUGUUGUUAAGGCCUCCAUCAAGGGAACUAUAGUAGACCUGCAGAGACUAAAUGACACUUUGUUUGAGAGCUACACAUCUGAGUUCAGACCUGCUUUUUACCUUAACCACACAGUAGAUAUCUACAUCCAUUAUAAUCUCUUCUCUGUCAUCGACUUCGACGUCAUCACCGAGACCAUCUCUCUGUCUGGAGCUGUUGGUAUGCGUUGGAAAGACUAUCGACUAGAGUGGGACCCGCAGGAGUAUGGAGGUGUUAAACAGAUUAUACUACCGGCUUCCCAGGUAUGGUACCCCAAGAUCGUCCUAUUAACAGGCAUGUCCAACAUACAACAGGUGGGAUCAGAGGAAUUUGACAUCUACGUUGAAUACACCGGCACUGUGAUAUGGGCUCCAGGAGGUGUUCUCAUGUCAUCUUGUAAAGCGAACAUGCGUGACUUUCCUAGAGACUACCAAACGUGUAUGCUCAUCCUUAACAACAUGGUCUAUGACAAGGAGGAGAUGAGACUCGUACCCGGACAAUCAUUUGUGGAUAUGGAAUUCUAUACCAAGAACGGCGAAUGGGAAGUCAUCUGGACCAAAGUCUCGAACAAGGUUGACAGAUUUGAGAAGUUGACGUCUAUCUCAUUCGUGUCCAUAACGAUCGGUAUUAUCCGUAAGUCGGAAUAUUUUGUUAUCACCAUGCUAAUUCCGGUGGCCGUUCUAUGUGUUUUAGAUGCCUUUGUGUUCAUGAUUCCUGUGGGGGCAAGUGACAGAGUUGGAUUUUCUUUGACUCUCUUUCUAGCUCUGACAGUCUACAUGUCUGUGAUGGGGUCUUUUUUACCAACGACCUCUGAACCCUUGGCAGGAAUGACAUAUUUUUUGUUGGCGUCGGAAAUACACUGUACCUUCGUGAUUUUGAUGACCAUUGUCACCAUUCGUUUAUACGACAGAGAACAUCUACCUGAAUGGUUGGUUCGCUUGUACCGACUACCAUUUAGGAAAAGUAGACAGAGUAAACAACAAAAGAAUGCUGACGAAUCCUAUGAGAAUAUCCCACUAGACAAGGGAGCUCGUGAGUCUGCUCAAGGAGAGGACAGUGAAGCUCAGACGAGACGCUCUUUGUUGAGCAUUUUAGACAAGUUUCUUUUUAUAUUUUUUCUUUCUACAAUGGUAUUGAUGAGUAUUGUCUUCUUCAGUACGUACCUUAAUCACGAUCACGAUCAUGAUGCGAAAUGAUGAAUAACCUCACACAGAAAUGGUCAUGGGUUAUAACUUGCACUCCCACUACAUUUUUAAUUUGAUAACACAAUUCAUAAUGUGUUUGACCCUGCUUCUUAGAUUAACAAGUCCCCGAGGUAUGACAUAACCUUAUAACCACAGGAAUUCCUUUUGAGAGGUAGUACGGAUAAUAAAAUAUACAUAUUACCCAUUAUUAGUUAUUUAUUUUCUAAAUUUGAAACUCAUACAACUAAGGGUUUGUGAAUAAAUUUCAUCUUUCAAUAGGACCUAUGUUACAAAAUGUUGUCAUUCAAACAAUCGCUGAUGUAGAUUUUAAUACUUACAUAUUAUAUACGUGGAUGUUAUCGACGAAGCGUUAAACCAGUAUGAGU
This is a messenger RNA of Mizuhopecten yessoensis (Yesso scallop), 1922 nucleotides long. RefSeq names its product neuronal acetylcholine receptor subunit beta-2-like. Gene Ontology annotation, biological process: regulation of membrane potential; chemical synaptic transmission; signal transduction. Gene Ontology annotation, molecular function: transmembrane signaling receptor activity; neurotransmitter receptor activity; extracellular ligand-gated monoatomic ion channel activity. Bases 265 to 1548 code for a protein of 427 amino acids. Lineage: Eukaryota; Metazoa; Mollusca; Bivalvia; Pectinida; Pectinidae. The transcript is spliced from 5 exons. Gene Ontology annotation, cellular component: synapse; membrane; neuron projection. The record is from RefSeq and is a predicted model, not a curated record.